UUACCAUUCCUCCUCACUCACUCCACCCAUUUUUACCAAAAUUAACAAAAAAAUUAAAUUAAAAUAAUUAGCAUAAUAAAAGCCCUCAUUUAAAUCCGACACCUUCCCCCAACACUCCAAAAUCCCCCUUUCCCCCUCUCUUUUUCUCUUUCCUCCCAUCCAACAAAAAUGUCUCACCGGAGAUUAGACGACAACCACAACGAAGGCGGCGGAAAUAGCGACAUGAGCCCUGGCAUUCUCAUUAUAGUUCUUGUACUUGCAAUCGCCGUAAUCCUAUCUGCCUCUCUUUACCUCUUCCUCCGCUUCCUCCGCCGUCACCGUCGUAAUAUUACCACCGCCGCAACAUCAACAACCAUAAACACAAACCUUCCUGUUUCUCUCUCCACCCGCCAUGUAAACCUCCAUGUGUCUCCCUCCAUUGACAAUAAUCCGCUUCUUGACGCUCUUCCUCUGUUUACAUUCGACUCGUUGAAAUCCAGCGGCGACUGUGCUGUUUGUUUGUCGAAGUUUGAGGAGAAGGACCUUCUUCGUCUUCUUCCAAUUUGUUGCCACGUUUUCCACGCUGAUUGUAUCGACACGUGGCUAAAUUCCAACCAAUCAUGUCCGCUUUGCCGGUCGCCGGUUAUACUACCGGAAUCGGAACUUCUUGCAAAACUCGGAGAUUAUAAUCCGGAGGUGCUGUCCGGUUCAAGAAGCUUCCGCGUCGAGAUUGGAAACGUCAGUCAACGGAACUCCGGGGAGAUUCCUGUACAGAGAAGUUACUCUCUCGGCGGGAAUUUCGAUUACGUCGUCGACGACGUCAUCGUUUCCCAAGUUAAUUCCGGUUCGUUUCGUCGAACUUCAUCAACAACAGAGUUCAAGGUGGACGACCACGAGUACAACCACAACGAGCAGGCGGCUUUAGCGGCUGAGGUAGGAAGACGUGGCGGCGGUAGUACUGGUGGCGGAUGGUUGAAGGACUAUCUUAGCCAUUCUCUCUCCUCGUCAUUUCGUGGGUCUGGGAGAUGGUUUUUUACAGGGAGUAGUAGGAGAGAGACGGGUGAGUUAGGAGUGGACAACCGAGUUCCUGAGUUGGACUUGGAAGCGAGUCGACUCGGUGAUGAAAUCGGGGAGUUGUUUAGAUGGCUGUCCGGGGUGUGAUGGCAAUUUCAUCUAGAUCCGGGGUAUUAGAGAUAGAAUCCAGCUCGGAAAAAACUAGGGAAAUUAGGUGGAAAGUGGGGAUUUCAGUUCGUCGGAAAACCCUAGAAAUCGGAGUGAAAAAGUGGGAGGAUAGAGAAAGUUUGCAGGAAGCUGUUGUUGUUUUGGUACUGUAAUUUGUUUUUACUACCACAAAAUUUUGGGUGUAUAGAUAUGGAAAAAAUUAACUUCCAGAAAUGAAGAUCAAAAAAUUAUUUUGUUGCUA
Spinacia oleracea (spinach) is the source of this 1402-nucleotide messenger RNA. Its product is annotated as E3 ubiquitin-protein ligase ATL4. Gene Ontology annotation, biological process: protein ubiquitination. Bases 169 to 1140 code for a protein of 323 amino acids. The transcript has a single exon. The record is from RefSeq and is a predicted model, not a curated record. NCBI's taxonomy places the organism in Eukaryota, Viridiplantae, Streptophyta, Magnoliopsida, Caryophyllales, Amaranthaceae.